AUGCAGACUGGGAAGGGCCCUCCGAAAAAGCUGUCUGGAUGUCAGGUCUCAAAAAGCGGCUGUGCAUCUCUGGUCUCGGCCCUGAGCUCUGGAGGUUCAUGUUUAAAGGAGCUGGACCUCAGUUAUAACUGUACAGGAGGAAGUGAGGCACAGCAGCUGACCGCUCUGUUCAACCAUCCACAGAAGAAACUCAACUUAGAGCACGGAGGAGAGGAGAGAUUACAAAAGGAUUUUAGAAAAUAUGCCUGUUUUCUCACAUUUGACCAAAACACUGCAAACAAAAUGAUCAAAUUCUCCAAUAAUGAGCGGACGAUUUCCCUGGAGAAGGAGAAGCAGUCGUACCCUGAUCACUCUGAGCGCUUCGACUACUGGAAGCAGGUGCUGUGUGCAGAGGGGCUGAGGGGGCGGAGCUACUGGGAGGUGGAGACGAGGGGAGACGUGUACAUCGCGGUGACCUACAAAAGCAUCAGACGUAGAGGGACUGGAGAUGAGAGCUGUUUGGGCAAAAAUGAACAGUCCUGGAGUCUCGGAUGUACUGAAGAUACAUGCUCUGUGCUGCAUAAGAACAGGAGAAGAUCUUUGAAACGGUCUGCACAUCGAGUGGGCGUGUAUCUGGACUGGGAGGGAGGAGUCUUGUCCUUUUAUGAUGUUUCCUCAGAUCAGAAGAUCCACCUGCAGACCUUUAAGACCAGGUUCACUGAAGAAGUUUACCCAGCGUUCAGAAUCAAGACCAAACCAUCUGACUCCUCUGUCACUCUGUGUCCUGUGUGAGUGGAUUUUACUUGAGAAUCGUCUCGAUGCUGCAGUCGUCCCUUUGGCUGGUGCAUUUUCCUACCACACUUCCACUGAAGAUUUUAUGAACAUGUUUUAAUACAACACUCUGUGAGCUACCAGCUACUGUAGCAAUGACCUUUUGUAGUUUAUAUUGAAGUAUUUUAUUUUAUUUAAUUUAUUUAUUGAGACAGGGAAGUGCACUUUCUACAUGCACCUUAACAGGAGAGAUGGAUUGCAUGUAUUGCAUAACUGGACAUAGACAGUAUAUUUUAGACAUUACAUGAUGCCAGAAAUGAUGUAGUUAUGUGACUCUAUUUAGAACUACCCAACUACUGUUGCUGAAAAAAGUCUGUUACUAAUCAGAGCAUCAUUAUUAAUACAUUGUGACAUGGAUCUGAACUGGAAAAUACCAAAAAUAUAUAUUUUAAUUCUUUAACCUUUUUUAAAGUACAAUGCAGAUUGUUAUUUAUGUAUAACCUGUAUUGUGUAUGUAGGACCUGGGUGGGUGUGUGGGUGGAGUUUAAGUUUUAAGGGUGGGAUUAGUGAGAUGGGGUAAAAAACAAACAAAACAAAACAAAAACUACUACUAAAAAAAACUACUAAACUCAUGCUUUUCUUUAAAAAAAUUCUUUAACAUUACCUUUUUUUUGUAUGAUCAUAAAUGAUAAACUUUUGUGCCUUUGUUAACGUUAGUAUUAGUUUGCACAACCAUAAAUGAAAACUAAAUAUCCAUACUUUUUUUUCUCUUUGUGGUUUAUUUUGCAUGAUCAAAAACGCUCAAACUUUUGUGUCUUUGUUGACAUUAUUAUUAGUUUGUAUGACCAUAAACGAAAAAAAAAAAAAAAAAGAAGAUAAGAAUUAGGUUAGAAUUAUGUUAGAAGAUUAGAAUUAUGUGAUUGUGAUUCUGGUGGAGGUUUUGGUUUGUGGAACAAUCGGACUGAUGAUUUUAAACAGUCCAACACUGUAGAAACCUUUUAAAAUGACUACAGGGUGUUAUACUUUGGAAAAUAUGGAGUUCUGAUGAAUUAUGCAUUGAGUUUUGUUUGUUUUAAUGUAUAUUUUGUUUCUUACAUGUCCAGUGAGUGGAGUUGUGAAUGCAAACUUGUUGUUCAUCUGUUUGGUACCUUUGUUUCAGCUCGGACCCUUCCUGUCAUGACCCGUGUAGUUUAUGUUUUGUUUUUGUUUUGUAAUGCUGCAAAUGAUCCAAAAAAAUAAAAUAAAAA
Molecule: messenger RNA, 1997 nt
Organism: Boleophthalmus pectinirostris (great blue-spotted mudskipper)
Lineage: Eukaryota; Metazoa; Chordata; Actinopteri; Gobiiformes; Gobiidae
Product: stonustoxin subunit alpha-like
Exons: 4
Coding region: 1-771 (256 amino acids)
Molecular function (GO): protein binding
Source: RefSeq, a predicted model, not a curated record